Ichthyophthirius multifiliis is the source of this 747-nucleotide messenger RNA. Its product is annotated as Ras oncogene family 2b protein, putative. The record is from RefSeq and is a predicted model, not a curated record. Gene Ontology annotation, molecular function: GTP binding; GTPase activity. Lineage: Eukaryota; Ciliophora; Oligohymenophorea; Hymenostomatida. The transcript has 6 exons.
AUGGAUAAAAAAUAAAAUAUUAAAGAAUAUGAUGAAAAAGAAUUCGUUCCAUGCGAUUUAAAAGUAAUAUUGUUAGGAGAUUCUGCAGUAGGAAAAUCGAAAUUAGUAGAACGUUUUCUUUUAAAUGAUUAUGAAGAGAGAAAUCUUUCUACUUAUGCAUUAACAAUGUAUCGUCAUGUUGCAAAUAUUGAUGGAAAAUAAUAUAAAAUAGAUUUAUGGGAUACUGCAGGAUAAGAAUAAUUUUAAACUUUACAUUCUUCUUAUUAUUUUAAAGCUAAUGUCUGCAUUUUAGUAUUUGAUAUUACUAGAAAAAUAACAUAUAUAAAUCUUAAAAAAUGGUAUUAAGAAAUGAGAGAGUAUUGUCCAGACAUUCCUUGUAUUUUAAUAGCAAAUAAAAUUGAUGUUGAUAGAGAUGUCACUAAUAAAUAAUUUAAAUUUGCUUCAUAAAAUAAUUUACCUUUUUAUUUUGUAUCUGCUGCAGAUGGUACUAACGUUGUAAAAGUCUUUCAUGAGGCUCUAAAGUUAGCACUUGAUAAUAAAUUAAAUCCACCUGAUGAUUUUAUGAAAGAAGUUGAUGAUUUAUUAAAUGAUAAUAAUAUUUUCGGAAAAAAAUAAUGAUUUUUUAAAUUAUAAUCUUAUUUAAUGAUUUAAAUAAAUGCACAAUUAAUAGAAUUUUAAACAAUUUAUAAAAAAUAUAAAAAUAUUUUUAUGUUUUUGCUUUUUAUUUUAUAUCAUAAAUUUAUAUUU